GAAAGUACCUCGGUGCACCAUCGUCUUCUAAAACUUGUAUCCUACCUCCUGAGCCACAUUUGCAGCCGAACAGAUGGGUAUAGUUAUAAUCACUGGAAUAUGCAUACUUCUGGCCUUUACAGUCUUCUCAGUUGCAAGAAAAAGAGCCAAAACUCCUCAACAACUUCCACCAGGACCAAACCCCUUGCCCAUCAUAGGAAACAUACACAAACUAGGCAAGCACCCCCAUAAAUCCCUGGCCAAACUCGCCCAGGUUUACGGACCCAUCAUGCGCCUAAAACUUGGCCGCAUCAACACUAUCGUCAUAUCGUCGUCAAUUACAGCUCGACAAGUCCUCCAAAAGCAAGACCUCGCCUUCUCUAGCCGCCCUGUACCUGAUGCUAUUCGCGCUUGCGACCAUUUCAAAUACUCUGUCGUGUGGCUGCCUGUCAGCAGUACGUGGAGAAGCCUAAGAAAAAUUAUGAGCUUAAAUUUAUUUACGACGAAUAAGCUCGAUGCAAAUCAGCAUUUAAGGAGUAAGAAGGUGCAGGAGCUGAUUCGGUACUGUGAAAAUUGUAGCCGAAACGAGGAGGUGAUCGAUAUUGGCCGUGCUGCUUUUCAGACUUCACUCAAUUUUUUGUCCACCACUAUAUUUUCCAAGGAUAUGACGGACCCGAGCCGGGAUUCGGAGGCUAAGGAGUUCAAGGACUUGGUGUGGAAUAUCAUGCUUGAGGCCGGGAAGCCUAAUUUGGCGGAUUACUUUCCGGUUCUUGAAUGGAUUGAUCUGCAAGGUAUAAAGCGGAGAAUGACUAGUCAUUUUGAGAAGCUAAUUGAACUUUUUAAUGGUUUGUUAAACGAACGCUUGGAGUUGAAGAGGUUGGGACACGCUGAUGAGAAUACUAGUACAGAUGUGCUCGAGGAACUGCUAAGAUUAUUGCAAGCAAAUGAGAUCAAUAAAAUUCACACUCUACACCUGUUUAUAGACUUAUUUGCAGCAGGAACAGAUACGACUUCGAGUACAGUGGAAUGGGGGAUGGCUGAGGUAUUGAGAAAUUCGGAAACAGUACUGGUGAAGGCGAAAGCUGAGCUCAACCAAGUGAUCGGAAAAGGAAAGAUUGUAGAGGAAUCAGAUAUUUCUAAGUUGGCCUAUUUGCGAUGCAUUGUUAAAGAAACCUUGAGGUUACACCCACCAGUACCCUUCUUAAUUCCACGAAGAGUGGAAGAUGAAGUUGAACUAUGUGGCUACACCCUUCCAAAGAAUUCACAAGUUCUAGUUAAUGCAUGGGCUAUCGGACGGGACCCUACGCUAUGGCGGAAUCCACUGUUAUUUGAGCCUGAGAGAUUUAUGGAUUCUGAAGUUGAUGUCUAUGGGCAUGAUUACGAGUUGAUUCCAUUUGGCGCGGGCAGAAGGACAUGUCCUGGACUGCCGUUGGCUAUGAGGAUGGUGCCGGUUAUGUUGGGAUCCCUCAUAAAUGGUUUCGAAUGGAAACUUGAAGGUGAGAUUGCACCAAAGGAGUUGGACAUGGAGGAUAAAUUCGGGCUGACUCUAGCCAAGCUUCAUCCGCUUCGUGCUGCAGCAACUCCAGUUGUUCCCUAGUUAAAUUUCACAGCUGAAAAUAUUUCAGAUACAAAAUUGGAUAUAAAAGCUUUCAGAUGUGUUAAGUUUUGAUUGGAAUUGUCCCGUAUAUGUACUAAUAACAUCAAUUAAAACAUCGUGCCAUGUCUGUUUCUUUACGUGUUAGAUUAUGAGUCUGUUUAGGAUUUGUGAUCUUUGAGCAUAAACUUGAUGUACUUAAUUUCCUUCUCGUGGAAUCAAAAUUUCACUUUAUUCCUCUAAUGACAAAUAAACAUCUUUUUCCUA
Messenger RNA from Daucus carota subsp. sativus, 1840 nucleotides. RefSeq names its product geraniol 8-hydroxylase-like. NCBI's taxonomy places the organism in Eukaryota, Viridiplantae, Streptophyta, Magnoliopsida, Apiales, Apiaceae. The record is from RefSeq and is a predicted model, not a curated record. The transcript has 2 exons. Bases 74 to 1576 code for a protein of 500 amino acids. Gene Ontology annotation, molecular function: heme binding; iron ion binding; oxidoreductase activity, acting on paired donors, with incorporation or reduction of molecular oxygen.